Messenger RNA from Polistes dominula (European paper wasp), 986 nucleotides. Its product is annotated as piggyBac transposable element-derived protein 4-like. Lineage: Eukaryota; Metazoa; Arthropoda; Insecta; Hymenoptera; Vespidae. The record is from RefSeq and is a predicted model, not a curated record.
AUGGAGAAUAAUAGUAAAUUCAGUGAUAUUGUUUCGACAAGUGCAAAAAGAAAUCGAUUAGUUAUUAGAUUCGAUACUGAUACAGAUAGCGACUGCGAGGAAAUUGUUUGUUCUUUUAGGAAGCGGUGUAGAAUUAUAGUAUCUGAUAGUGAAGAAGAAAGUAGCAGUGAAGAUUGUGAACUUAAUUUUAUAUCUGAAGAAUGGAUAUGGGAAAACAAGGAAAACAAUAGAAGCAAUCAUUACGUGAGUCAAACGUUAGGAAACACAGCACGAAAAAUAAACAAAUCUGAGGAAAAUUGGAGGGAUACGAAUAUUGAUGAAAUUCAUGCUUAUUUUGCGUUAUGCAUCUUGAUGGCACGUUUAAAAAAGUCAAAUAUCCAAUCCUAUUGGUCAAGAAAAAGUCUGAUUGAAACUCCCAUUUUUCGAAAAACAAUAUCAUUACAAAGAUUUACGCAACUCUCCCAUUUUUUACAUUUUUCCAAUAAUGAAGUUGUGGAUAAAGAUGAUUGUUUGUGUAAAUUACGAAAUAUAAUCGAUUAUCUCAAUGAAAAAUUUACGAGUAUUUACACUCCCGAAGAAUAUGUGUCAUUAAACGUAUCUCUUAUGAAAUAUACCGGUCAAGAUACAGUGAAAAAUUCAAUCACCAGUGCUUCCGAAAAUGUUACCAUGUUUAUGUUCACACCAAUAUCUAAUUUCGGACACACCUUAUUUCUAGAUAAUUCGUAUUCUUCACCAAAUCUGUUUCAAAAACUACAAUCCAUAAAAACUAAUGCCAUAGGAACAGUUAGAUGUAACAGAAAGAAUAUGCCGAACGAUCUCGCAAAGAUAAAGCUAAAACGAUCAGAAACUAUUUCAAGAUCGUGCAAGGAUAUAGCGCAACAAAUUUUAGAAAGUGUAUAUAUACCUGAAUACAUAAAUCGUGGAAGACCGUCUACUGGUGACAUACCAAUGCGAUUACAAUCAAAAUAUUUGGGUCAUCUUGCAAG